This is a messenger RNA of Desarmillaria tabescens, 1059 nucleotides long. RefSeq lists its product as uncharacterized. NCBI's taxonomy places the organism in Eukaryota, Fungi, Basidiomycota, Agaricomycetes, Agaricales, Physalacriaceae. The record is from RefSeq and is a predicted model, not a curated record. The transcript is spliced from 6 exons. Bases 1 to 1059 code for a protein of 352 amino acids. Gene Ontology annotation, molecular function: FMN binding; NADPH dehydrogenase activity.
AUGUCUACAAGUAAACUAUUCCAGCCUAUCACUGUUGGACUCGUCCUGGCUCCUUUGACGCGACUUCGCGUAAAUCCAACGACCCUUGUCCCCUUACUACCCGUAGUGAAGGAUUACUAUGCCCAACGCGCCAAGAUCCCUGGCACCCUCCUCGUUACCGAGGGCACAAUCAUCGCACCCAAAGCCUCUGGGUAUCCUAGUGUACCAGAGAUUGUGACUGGCGAGCAGAUCGCCGCCUGGAAAGAGAUCGUCGACGGCAUGCAAUUGGGUGCUGUGGGCCGCCAGGCCCUUCCGGAUAACCUCAAAUCUCGCGAUCCCACGUUCCCCCAUGUUGGAGCCUCUGCUCUACUGCCUGCGCCGGGCGCGCCCGUCCCUCGAGCGAUAUCAAAAGAGGAGAUCAAAGAACACAUAGACUUCUUCGGUAUUGCCGCGGCGAAUGCAGUGCACAAGGCUGGAUUCGACGGUGUCGAGAUUCAUGGUGCGCAUGGGUUCCUUGUGGACGAGUUCAUACAGAGCGUGAGUAAUGUCCGGGAUGACGAAUAUGGUGGGAGUUUGGAGAACCGAGUGAGGUUCCCGUUAGAGGUUAUUGGGCGGGUGGCGGAGGUGGUGGGGGCGGAUAGGGUGGGGCUCAGGCUUAGUCCGUGGAAUCGGGGUGUAGGGAUGCGAAUGGAGGAUCCCAUACCAAAUUUUUCGCAUUUGGUCUCACGGGUAAAGGAGUUGUAUCCUGACCUUGCGUACAUCCAUGUUGUCGAGACCCGUGUGGACGGAACCGCCGAUGUGGCCCCAGAGGAUAUCAAGGAGUUCGAAACUAACGAUUUUAUUAGAAAGAUUUGGGCGCCUAAGCCAUUCAUUUCUGCUGGUGGAUAUACGAGAGAGUCAGGGAUCAUGACCGCCGAUGAGAAAGGCGAUCUUAUUGCUUACGGCAGGUGGUAUAUCUCCAACCCUGGCCUUCCCGUGAGAUUGGAGAAGAAUAUUCCACUCACGAAGUAUGAUGGCUCUACAUUUUAUGUUUCCGGAGAUACCAGUGGCGUUGGCUUUAUUGACUAUCCCUUUGCUUAA